Caenorhabditis remanei is the source of this 4467-nucleotide messenger RNA. RefSeq lists its product as uncharacterized. The transcript has 25 exons. The record is from RefSeq and is a predicted model, not a curated record. Bases 1 to 4467 code for a protein of 1488 amino acids. Gene Ontology annotation, molecular function: GTPase activator activity; lipid binding. Gene Ontology annotation, biological process: actin cytoskeleton organization; signal transduction; regulation of Rho protein signal transduction. NCBI's taxonomy places the organism in Eukaryota, Metazoa, Nematoda, Chromadorea, Rhabditida, Rhabditidae.
AUGCAAAAUGGACAUCGACAAAUUAAACCACGUGUCAAAUCAAUGAAUAUUAUCUCGAUGGCUGAUGAAGAUUUCAAUAUGUUACCACAGAAUACUUCAGAAAAUAUUCCAGUUCUCCGAAGAAGGAAAUACACAAAACAACAGAGAAAAUCACUGGUAAUAGAGCCAGAUAUCAGUUUAAUUCUAGCAGCUGGAGCAGAUCAAUCAAGUUCCAGUGAUGAUAGUGAUACCAGAGUUCAGAUUGAUUCCAACACUCUUCCAUCGAAUCGACGGAGAUAUGCAGGGAAAAGGAAUAUGAAAAAGAGAUUUUAUUCAACAAGUAAUUUGAAAGGAACAGAGAAUGAAAAUGAUGAGAAUUCCAGCCAGCAGUGGACAUCUCAAAUAUUCGCGGAACUAGAAUCAAUUCCAUCUAGUCGAAGAGGUUCAAUAGAUGUUACAAAAUCCGCCUUGAAUCUUCCACCUGAACUGAUAAUCAACCUUGCUGCCACAUCACUCAUGACGUCAUCUGCUCCAGGACCACCAUCUCCAAUGAAAAGAAGACGUUUCCCAGUUUUUGAAGAAGAGGAAUCAUCAUCUACUUCUUUUCAACCAAUUCAUCCAUUUCCAUCGCCCAGAACUUCCAAGAAGCAACCGGAAGAUGUUGUUGGUCCCACUUUUCUUCGAGAUCUUCUCACUGCCAGCUGUUCAAAAUAUCCGUAUUCCGAGUCGACUUGUUCAGAUCGACUGGCAACUUCGGACACUGCAACUCAAAAACCAUCUCGAGCUUCGUCGUUCGAAUGGUUGAAUGCAGAAAAUACAGAACAUGGAAAGUAUGAAGAAUGUUCUUCCGAUGAGGCAGAUCGAGAAGUUGCAUUGAUUGGAAUGGCCAAACAAUCAGAUGCUUUGCAAAGAAAAAAAAAUUUGGAAGAGCUCGAAAGAAGUGUGAACGAGUUAGAAAGCCUCGGGAACAGCUCCUGGUUUCCUGAUCCUCCACCGCCACCCGAUGAAGCGCGAGACCAGAUUUUUGACUCUCUACCAGCAUCAUUUCGGAACCGUAAACCAGAAAAUCGAAAGAAUGCAGUUGGAAGUGUCUAUGAUAAUGCAUCUUCAUCCAUCGCAAAACAAUCAGAUUUCUCACAACAAAAGUCAAUCAAAACAAUUGAUAAACCGUUUUCUCUCGAGAAUCUUCCAAUGGUACAACGUCUCAGCGAGUUGAGUGCAUCGAAAAAUAACAGUGGCUCGAAGAAGGAAGUGACGAAAAGAAACAAUACGUUUGCUGACUUUGCUAUACAAUUAUCUGAACGUGAUGCAGUGGAUGCAUGUGCAUGGUUGAGGAAAGCUGGUUUCUCGAAGUACGCAGAUCAGUUUGAAGACGGAAAGCUUCCAAUUAAACCAUCUCAAGACCCAACAAUAGCAGAAACCGAUCUACGCUCACUGAAUCGACGAAUUGCAAUUCUGAAUAAAUGUCACACUAUGAAAGUGGAUAGUGUCCCUAUGAGGAGGCGAAUGAACAACGAAUUCCCACGCUUGGAUCCGAUGAAAGUGGAUGAUAAUAGUUUAUAUUCAUCCGAUAGCUGGAGAUACGGAGGAGGCGGAAGUCAUCAUUCGAAAACUUGGAGUCGCCCAUCUGGAAGUGAUCAUGUUUAUAGUGGAUCACUAGCAAGAUAUCCAAAUAGCACUUCUACUUGGAAUCACCAAAUGACUGAACCAACUCGAGACAGUCGUAAAGUAUUGCGAACGGAUUGGUACGAUGCUCAGAACUCAGCACACGGCAGACAUAAUGAUACACUUGAUACUGCAUCCACAGCAGCUUGUGUUAAUGAGUUGAACUCAAAACUGCAACGAUCUCAAAGUGAACGAAUCAAAGAUCGCGCGAGAGCGAUAAUGAAAAAGAUGGAUCCCCGAUCCCCGAAUAAACGGCCGAAAGAAUCCAGAGGCAGACCUGCUCCAAUGAAUAUCGGUGAUCCUGUACUGGUUUCUUAUGACACUCCGAAAAACUCAAUAAGAUCACAUCACAUCGACAGACCUUCUAUAUUACCAGAACGAGGACGUCAGCUGUAUCAGUCAUCAUCUCCGUUUCAAACUCCAUCUCGAAGCAAAUCGAUUGCACAGAAUCGAAGAGGUGGACUUGUUUUCAUAACACCUACAACUCCAGAUUCAUUGGAUAAAUCCUUCGGAUAUUCUGAUACGAAUUCAAGCAUUGUCUCGUCUUUACGAUCGAAUGGAAACUGUGGCGAAAGUCGAAGAAGAGAACUUUCAAUGCCUCCUCCAUCAAGAAAUCGUGUUACAAUGAAUGGUCCGUACCUUCCAAAUCAUGAUGGAACUCUUCGAAGAAGGGAAAUAAUGCCAUUUGAUUCCUAUCUCUAUCCCGGACAUCAUAACAUUCUUGACAGAUUCGAGAAAAACUAUGAAACGCCGCGAAAUCUGAUACCAGAUCGAAUGUACGAUGAUCUCGAUGUUCUUCCCCCGUCAAAAUCGAAAACUAACUCAAAUUCGAAUUCGAAUUCCAGUUCCCUUGAUAAUAAGAAAACGGAUAAUAUCAGCAUGUUCAAUGAUGGAUAUUAUACGCAUGAAAUCAAACCAGCCCUUCCACGUCAUCACAACAUUUCCAAGCCAGAAAAUCUGAAGGUGAACACGGAAAAGAUAGAAGUUCUUUCAAGUUCAGACGAACCAAUUGGGAGAACAACACUCACAAAAAGAAGUGAUUCUGGAUUGGGAUCAAGUCUUUCAAGAUCUCCGAGUGGUCCACAUACUCAAAGAAUUCGACAGUCUCUUCUACCGUACUCAAAUGCCACGUCAUCUGGAAUCAGUUCUGCAUAUUCGUGUUGUUCUUGGGAAUCUUCCACAAAAUUGAUUGACGAACAACCUUUUUUUGCGGAGAUAGAAUUGGCAAGAUCGAUUGAUUCACUUAAUUUAAUUGAAAUGACUCGAAUGAGGAAGACUGCUUAUCUGAGAUUAUGUUCAACACUGGAAAGAAAUAUUGAUGCAAAAAUUCAUUUGACUGAUCCGGAUCAAGAUGAAUUACCAUCAAAACAUGUGUGGAGUGUUCAACGACUUAUUAAAAGAAUGAAGAUAAAUGAUGGACAGAAGAAUCAUAAAGAUAAUGAAGAUAGUGCAGUUUUUGGAGUUGGUUUGGAUGUGAUAUUCAAUAAAACUGGAUAUUUCUUGCCUCGACCGAUUCUCGAAAUUAUGAAAUUCCUUCGAAAUAUUGCUCCAGAAACUGUUGGAAUCUUCCGGAAGAAUGGUGUGAAGUCGAGAAUUGCUGAAUUGAGAGCGAUCAUCGAGAGCUACAGUGGGAACACCGAUGUUUUUGUUGGAGAGAAUAUGCUGGAUUCAACUCAAGUUCAUGAUGUUGCUGAUCUCUUGAAACAAUAUCUUCGUGAUCUACCAGAACCAUUGAUGACAAUCAAGAUGUCUGAAGUGUUUGCUAACAUUUGUUCUGUUGUUCCCGAUGUCGACAGGAUAACAUCACUUCAAUACGCCAUCCUUCUCCUUCCUGAUGAAAACCGAGAAGCACUGAAAACUCUUCUUCUCUUUCUGAAGGAAGUUUCCAGGAAUUCGCAAGUCAACAAUAUGACUGCUCAAAACCUAUCCGUCUGUUUCACUCCAUCUCUUUUCCAACUUGGAGCAUCUCGAUUGGAUAAGGCUACACCUGGAAGUAGACGACAUAAAACAGUCGGAGGAACAGGAUUACCAUCAGAAAAAGAAAUGAAAGAGGCAAGAGCUUGUCAGCUGUGUUUGACAAUGCUUAUUGAAUAUGUACAAACGGUUUUCAUGGUUCCUGAUGGACUUGAUGAACAUGAUGAUGCCGAGGAUGAUAAUCCAAACCUGACAGAUCUUGGUCUAAAAGGACCCCGUUCUUUCCUAGUGGAUCGUGUAAUUGAUAUGAUCAGAGACCACUCUGAUGGCUGGAAGAAUUGGACAAUUGAAGGAUCAUUCCGCGGUGUUGAAAUCUCAUCAAGAAGACCAUCUGACUCUCAUCCAUUGAAGACUUUCCGAGUUUGCCUCGAUAUUCCAGCAGGACCAAAAAGUGUGAUGAUGAGAAUACUCAAAGAAAGAUACACGUGGGAUUCAUCUGUUAUCAAUUGGAGACAUCUAGAAUAUGUCAGUGCUCCAGACACGGAUAUUCAUCAAUAUGUUGUCAAUGAGACUAUUGGACAUCCAACAAAAGAUUGCCACGUUGCAAGAUUCCACUCUUCUGGGUUAACGGAAAUCCGAGGAGCAUGUGCAAUUGCGGAAAGAAGUGUUAAAUGCCCAGAAGAUCAAUUAUUGGGCGGAGUCUCAGCUACAAUAUUUGAUCAACGUUUCCUGAUUGAACCAGUUAGUGGAGGACAAUCACGGGUCAAUUAUAUCGCUCGGGUCGAUCUCAAAGGUCGCUCCCUUCAAUGGUACAACAAAUCAUUCGGAUCUAUAAUGUGUCGUCAUCUAGAUCGUCUUCGAGAAUCAUUUCUUCUUGGAGACAAGGGCGGUCCAGAAACGAAAGUUUAA